CCUCAGUUCCCCAAAAUCAAAAGAAAAAGAAGAAAAGUCUAUAAAAAAUGGAAACUCUUGAAUCCCAUAAUAUGUGAACCUCAGUCUGCUAAUCAAGCAUGCCAGAAAAAUGUAAAAGAUCAUGAAAAGGAAAUCAAAGGAGACACCUCAGAGGCUGUGUUUCAUCAAACUGGGGCAUUAGGGAAAUCUAAGGAAAAUGGAGAUGAGCAGACAUCCGCUUCUAUGAAUGAAAAGCAGAAUUCCUCUUUUCUCCCUAAAGAUAAGAAGUGACCUCCAUCUGAGAGCCAAAUAAGUAGGGAGAAGGAAAAGGAUGAUUCUCCUCCAUCCAUUUCUCAUCACCUAAAGAAAGUCUUACCAGUGGUCACGUUUAAUGACUGUGAAGAAUCAUUAUCAGGAAAAAUUACACUGCAGAAUUUCCCAAACACAGCAGAAGGCUUUAAACCAGCAAAGGGAAAAACUAUUACACCAGUAAAAUGUGGGGAUUUCAAUGUUCAAGUAGCACACAAAAACAGAUCUUUCUGUAAAACAGAAAUGCAGCUCCCAGCAAAAAAGAGAUGUCCAAAAUGUCACCAGUGUUAUCCUGUCAGACGUAUUCAAAGAUGUUAUUCCUCUAGAAGCUGCUCUUCUAAGUACAAGACUAUUUUGAUAGAAGAAAUAAAAUCUGAGGCUCCAUCUAAAUAUGAAGGAGAAACUGCCAGAACAGAAAGCCCCUCACUGAAAGUUAGCAUUGUAGGAAAAGGAAUUAAAGUUAAAUACAUGAGUAAGAAGCAGAAUAUAAUAAUUAACAUAAUUCAUCCUAAAAUAGGGGGGGAAACAGCCAAAUACAGAAAUGCUUCCUCUUAUCACAGCACUAAAGAAUGUCCCAGGUCUUCUGCACAGUCAGGUAUCAGUCUGCCUGAAAAGUGCCAGCUUGGAAACAAGCAUCAGAGUUCAGGUUGUCCUCACGUCUCUUCUGUUGUAUUUGCUGCCCAGAAGGAGGACAAUCAUGAACAGCUGUGCUUUCUCUAUGCUCAGCCCCCGAGAGGAAGAAUGAGCUAGACACACUAUCUUCAGUCUUGGAUGCCUGUGAGUUAGAACCUGCCAUCUCUCAGCAGAAGGACUUUAAAAUUGGUCAGAACACCCCAGAGAAGCAUUUCUUUGAAUCUGAGGCUCUUCUUAAAAACAUUUUUCCUAUUUCACAUGAUGCCCUAAAAACCACAAGUUUAAGUGAAACAGACUUAAGUAAAAUGCGUUUUGAGGAUCCUAAAGAUAUAGAUAAAGACAGAAAAAUCAACUUUGACAUCCCAGAAAAUGCCACAGCAGACUCAUAUAUACAGCAAAGCACAGAAGGAAUAAAUUAUUUGCCAUGUACCAUUACUAACAUCUUUCCAGUUCAAGAUGGUAAAGACUCUGACUUUUAUUCUUCAUCUUCUCUGAAUGCGAAGCACAUAGGAGAAAAGGCAGCCAACAUUUAUUGCAAAGGCAGCAAAAUUGCACCUGCAGAAUACUGUGAGAACUCCAAUUCCAAAUCUUUCCCUUCCAGUCAAAAAACCUUGAAGCCUUCCACCCCAUCCUGUCCGUCCCACAGGGCCACCAGACAUUCAGAACCUAAAGAAACCCCUGGGGAUACAUUUUCCUUUGAUCACUGUGCAGGAUUUGUGAUAGACUUUGAGGAAGAGCAAGUUGAUGUGACUGACAGAAAUUUUAACAAAGCCAUUUUGCAUAGCGACUCUCAUACAAAUGCACAGCAACUAUCGGAAAUGAAGAGCACACAGUGUCCAAUUCCCAGCCUUGCAUCCUCCAGUGGGCUCACUGCUGGGAGCCCACUCAACAGGAGCAACCACAGCUCUGUGCAGUGGGGUCAUACAGAGUCCCAGGCAAGUCAUGCAGAGACAGCCGCCUCCAGCAACACAAAAGUGUCAGUCAUGACCUCAAUAACUUAUGAGUUAGAGCAAAGAUUAAUUAUUCAAAAUGUUAAAGAAGGUACGGUUGAUCCUAAUUGUCCCAUGGGAAUGAAAAACCUUAAAGAGUCACCCAGCUUUCUGGGAAAUGUUGAAAGGAACAAGUUCCUCAUAAGGCCAGUGGUAAAGAACACAUGCCACAGAGAUUUUGAAAACCUAUCAAAUGAGAAUCAUGAUGAAGUCUGCUUUCAAAUGGAUUUUCCACCAAACACUGCUGAGUUCAACUCUGCAGGGUGCGCUACAGAUAAUCUGUUUCUUACUGAGAAACCAAUGACCAGUGAUGCAGACCACUGCAGUAAUCAAGAUGAAAUAAACCCUGGACUAACCAGUUUUAAACAGGAGGCAGCAGAGUGCCGAAGGAUUGCAUCAAUAAGGCCAAAUUGUGAAGGCGAUAAAAACGACCCACAGGAAAAUUACUAUCACCAAAUAGACACACUGCUUUCACCUCAGAAGCAGAAGGCUGUGAAAGGUAUGGUGUGCUACACAAAAUCUUUCACGCUUUUUAUUUUUACAUGUUUGAGCUUUGGAAAGUCUUAAUGUGAGGGCUUUUUUUAUUGCUUGGGAUUUUUUUCUUUAUCAUUGAAGAAAUAUUGAGUAUUUUAGAGUUAGAUGAAUAUGGGCAAGCAUAUAUCACCCACUCCACCCAUAAAUAGUGCAUAACAAAAUCACCAAGGCUACAGUUUAAUAUAAAGUAAAAAGAAAAAUCAAUUUCUCUUUAAAAGGUUGAUGUAUUGCCAAAUCAAUUUUGUAGGAGACAUUAGCCUUUUGCCACUCUUAAAUAAUCUGCCUUUUCUUUCCUUCUUGCAAGCUAAGCAUGUUUAGAAGAAUAGGAAAAAUGUGUUUUUGAUAAAAUGUGUUUUUAAACCUUGCUGUGGUGUCACAGAAGCAUGGUAUACAUGUCUCAGGAGGCCAUAUGGAAUAGUAAUUAAAGCAAAGGACGAAAACCAGAAAUGGCCAUAGCUAAUCCUGGCUGAGCCGUCCAUGGGGCCUCUGAACUCCGGCAGACCUCUGACCCGCCUUGUGCAUUGGCUGGCCCUGCUCAGAUCCUUGACAGAACCCAGAAACCCUCCAGCCUUCAAGAAGGCUAAGAUGGGAGCUUUUUCCUAAGUACAUACUCCUGCCUGUCUGCUUUCCAUCUUGGAUCCAUACUGUAUCAUUUUGGUCAAUUCAUAAAAAGCU
This is a messenger RNA of Pteronotus mesoamericanus, 3119 nucleotides long. RefSeq lists its product as uncharacterized. The record is from RefSeq and is a predicted model, not a curated record. The transcript has 2 exons. The coding region runs from base 1227 to 2477 and encodes 416 amino acids. NCBI's taxonomy places the organism in Eukaryota, Metazoa, Chordata, Mammalia, Chiroptera, Mormoopidae.